AUGUCCAUCACCAAAAUCCACGCUCGUCAGAUCUUCGACUCUCGCGGUAACCCCACCGUCGAGGUCGACCUCUACACCGAGAAAGGCCUCUUCCGUGCCUCCGUGCCCUCGGGUGCGUCCACCGGUGUCCACGAGGCGGUCGAACUCCGGGACGGAGACAAGUCGAGCUACGUCGGAAAGGGUGUCUUGAAGGCCGUGUCGAACGUCAACGCCACCAUCGCGCCCGCGCUCAUUAAGGAGGGUCUCAAGGUCACCGCGCAGAAGGAGAUCGACGACUUCCUCAUCAAGCUCGAUGGCUCUGCAAACAAAGGCACACUCGGCGCGAACGCGAUCCUCGGUGUCUCCAUUGCCGUGUCGAUGGCCGGUGCCGCGGAGAAGGGUGUCCCCCUCUACCAGCACCUCGCGGAUCUUGCUGGUGUCAAGCCGCCGUUUGUCCUUCCCUGCCCUGCGUUCAACGUUAUCAACGGUGGCUCACACGCUGGCAACAAGCUCGCUUUCCAGGAGUUCAUGCUCCUGCCCACCGGUGCAUCUAGCUUCUCUGAGGCGAUGAAGAUUGGUACCGAGACCUACCACACACUGAAGAAGGUCAUCAGCGCCAAGUACGGCAUUGACGCUGUCAACGUCGGCGAUGAGGGUGGAUUCGCGCCCAAUGUCUCUGGUGCCGAGGAGUCCCUUGAGCUGCUCUCGGAGGCCAUCAAGAAAGCUGGAUACGAAGGAAAGAUCAAGAUUGGUCUGGAUGUUGCGUCUUCCGAGUUCUACAAGGACGGCAAGUACGAUCUCGAUUUCAAGAACCCGAACUCGGAUCCGACGAAGUGGAUUUCGGGCGUUGAGCUCGCGGACCUGUACCUUUCCUACGUCAAGAAGUACCCGAUUGUCUCGAUUGAGGACCCCUUCGACCAGGACGACUGGGAGGCGUGGACUCACUUCACGGCGCAGAGCGGUAUCCAGAUUGUUGGUGACGACUUGACCGUCACGAACCCCCUGCGCAUCAAGACCGCCAUCGAGAAGAAGGCUUGCAACGGUCUUCUGCUCAAGGUCAACCAGAUUGGCACCAUCUCCGAGUCCAUCCAAGCGGCGCAACUCGCGCAGUCUGACGGGUGGGGUGUCAUGGUCUCUCAUCGCAGUGGUGAGACCGAGAACACGCUCAUCGCCGACCUCUCCGUCGCCCUGGGUGUUGGCCAGAUCAAGACUGGUGCUCCCGCGCGAAGCGAGCGUGUUGCGAAGUACAACACCCUCCUUCGUAUCGAGGAGGAACUUGGAAACGGCGUGUAUGCUGGGGACAAGGGCCUCUCUGCUGGCCUCACUCGGCCUGCGCUGCUCAAGUAA
This is a messenger RNA of Fibroporia radiculosa, 1326 nucleotides long. RefSeq lists its product as uncharacterized. Gene Ontology annotation, biological process: glycolytic process. Bases 1 to 1326 code for a protein of 441 amino acids. The record is from RefSeq and is a predicted model, not a curated record. Lineage: Eukaryota; Fungi; Basidiomycota; Agaricomycetes; Polyporales; Fibroporiaceae. Gene Ontology annotation, cellular component: phosphopyruvate hydratase complex. Gene Ontology annotation, molecular function: magnesium ion binding; phosphopyruvate hydratase activity. The transcript has 7 exons.